CUCAUCGUAGAAAAAUGCGGCUUCUCCUGACGUCAGCCGGGCAUCUAGAUCUUACUGCUGCGUGCCGAGAGAGAGAGAGAGAGGCUUCCCUCUCCUCAGUUCCACUCUCUCAGCCAGCAAACUCCAAAAAGCAGGGCUUAGACUCAGUAACUGAGAGAGAAAAAGAAAACAAAACAAUCAGAGGAGAAGAAGAAGCACAAUUAACAGCAAUGAAAGUUCCUUGUCCCAAUCUUUUUUUGUUUAUUUUUUUGACUCUGCCUUCCAUAAUUCACCCGUCAAGAGGGGUGCCCAGAAUUCAAAACUUGAGCACGGAUGCUCACAGAAGAAUUCUACACCAGCCCUUGUUUCCGGUCGACUCCACUCCUCCACCGGACGAAGAGCCCCCGCCUCCACCUCCAGGAGGCUCGGCUUUCCCUAACCCAGAUGAGCCCUUCUUCCCAGAGGUACCCACUGGUCCAACCCCGGAUCAGACCCAGACUACCAAUACAGCUCCUCCUUCCAAUAACAUCUCCGGCCCCGUUGCAACUGCAGCAACACAGCAAGCCAGCCCAACAAAGAAGGUUGCUAUUGCAAUUUCUGUUGGAAUUGCCACCUUGGGUAUGCUCUCCGCAUUGGUAUUCUUCCUGUACCGACACCGGGCAAAACACCCUGUUGAAUCUCGGAAGCUUGUCCGAGGGAAUUCCCGACCGUUUCUACAAGAAUCAACAGCCUCUGCUUCAGACUUUCUCUACCUCGGGACUGUGGAGCCUUCGAAUGGGAGAGGACGCAAUCAGCCCAAUGGAGCAAGCUCUUCCCCUAACAACAAGCUAAUCUCGAUCCAUCAGUCGGAGCUGCAUCGUCCAAGCCCCGACCUUCAGCCACUCCCGCCGCUGGCCAGGUCUCCAAGGAGGACUUCACCCCCUGCUGCCAUGUCAUCCGAUGAGGAUACAUAUUAUACUCCCCAGGGCUCAUCAGUUGGGAACGGUGGAAGUCCUUGCACAUCUGUUACACGUCAAAUUCUUCCCACAACCACCACUUUGGCGAUGAAUGCCAAAAGCCUCACCAGUGCCAGUAGUUCUACUCCUCAUUCUCGGAGGUCUUCUCCCAAAUCACGUCUUUCAAUGUCUUCUCCUGAUGACAAACAUACCAUCGUACCAUCAAUGCCACCUGCACUAGCACCUCUUCCUCCUCCACCACCCCCACCCCCACCGCCGUUGCCACCGCCACCACAAAAGUACCAAGUUCAAGAUGGUCAACCUAAAACACCAUCGCCUCCCAAGCGGAGGGCGAAGUUUCCAUCUCCACCUUCUCCGCCACAAAAUUUGGUUCGUCCUCAGUCAAUCAACGAUCCAUCACCAAUGUCAUCUAAAAUACAAUUUCCACCUCCACCUCCACCUCCACCCCCGCCACCGCCUCCACCACCAGCAGUGCUUAGGAAAGGAAGACCUACAGAAACAAAGGUAUCGGCGUCGAUUCCCGUUCAGACAUUGUCURGGCCUCAACCUAAGUUGCCUAUUCCAAAGGUUGUUACUGAGACAAAAAUAGCAGUACCAAAUGCAGAAAGUACUCAAGGUGGUUGUUCUUCCGAGCAACUCAAUGCAGGCAAUGAUAUAGAUGGGGCAAAGCCCAGGUUGAAGCCAUUGCACUGGGACAAAGUACGGGCAAGUUCAGAUCGAGCCAUGGUGUGGGACCAAUUAAAGUCAAGUUCAUUUCAAUUAAAUGAAAACAUGAUUGAGACUCUUUUUGGCUGCAAUUCAGCAAAUUCGGUUCAGAAAGAAGCGACUAGAAGAAGUGUGCUCCCUCCCGUCGAACAGGAGAACAGGGUUUUGGACCCAAAGAAGUCACAGAAUAUAGCUAUACUUCUGAGAGCAUUAAACGUAACAAGAGAUGAGGUCUCUGAGGCACUCUUAGAUGGUAACCCUGAUGGUUUGGGUGUUGAGCUUUUGGAAACUCUGGUAAAGAUGGCCCCAACCAAGGAAGAAGAACUAAAACUGAGGAACUACAAUGGUGACAUAUCAAAACUAGGAUCUGCAGAGCGAUUUCUCAAGACGGUGCUGGAUAUACCAUUUGCUUUUAAAAGAGUUGAUGCAAUGUUGUACAGGGCCAAUUUUGAGGCAGAAGUAAAAUACUUGAGAAAGUCCUUUGAAACCUUAGAGGCAGCAUGUGCAGAGUUGAAGAACAGCCGGCUAUUCCUCAAACUUCUGGAAGCAGUUCUCAAAACAGGGAACCGGAUGAAUGUUGGCACCAACCGUGGUGAUGCUAGAGCUUUUAAGCUGGAUACACUAUUGAAACUAGUAGAUGUAAAAGGUAUUGAUGGAAAGACAACAUUGCUCCACUUUGUAGUGCAGGAGAUUAUUAGGUCAGAAGGUUCAGGUUCUGACCCCGCAGUGGAGAACCCUCCUACUAAGAUGUCCCCAAAAGUAAAGGAUGAGGAUUUCCGGAAGCAAGGUUUACAGGUUGUGGCUGGACUGAGCAGAGAACUUGGGAACGUGAAAAAGGCAGCGGGAAUGGACUCAGAUGUCCUAAGCAGCUAUGUAUCAAAACUUGAAAUGGGGCUUGAAAAAGUCAGGUCUGUUUUGCAAUAUGAGAAAUCAAAUACGCAGGGGAACUUCUUUGAAGCAAUGAAACUAUUCCUCAAGGAGGCUGAAGAGGAGAUCAUUAGAGUCAGAAGUGACGAAAGAAAGGUGCUAUGCCUUGUAAAAGAGGUGACGGAAUACUUUCAUGGAGACACAGCAAGGGAAGAAGCCCAUCCUUUCAGAAUUUUUGUGAUUGUAAGAGAUUUCCUCUCUGUGUUGGACCAAGUUUGUAAAGAAGUUGGACAGAUGCAGGAGAGGACAAUGGUGGGUUCUGCCAGAUCAUUUCGGAUAUCUUCUAGUGCUUCAUUACYAGUUCUUAACAGAUACAAUACUAGACAAGAUGGAAGUUCAGAUGAAGAUAGCUCGUCACCUUAACACGUGCACCCUGUGAAGAAAUGGCAUUCAGAAAGGAACCAAUUAAACAGUGACCCUAUCGUUGCACAUCAUUUUUUUUUUGGUGGGGAAGCUGGCUAUGUAGAGUGAUGAUAAAUUCCCCCACAAAAUGGACAGGAUCCUCUUAAGUUAUAGGUGGUGCUUCCAAAAGGGAAAAGAAAAACAAACUGCAUGGAAACUAAAGAAGCAUAACGUUUGCAGACUGGAGUCUGGAGACCUAAGAAUCCAUUAAUAGAAAUUGAAGUUAACUCAGAUGUCACAUCAAAAUCCUACACCCAACAGGAAGCUCUACGAGAUACAUGAAACUAGUCGGGACUGUUUCACAUUUUAUCGUCAAGUAUGAACUACUAGAGUAACAAUGACACAGUUAAAGUUAAAGAUAUAAUAAUCUUUCAGCCAAUUUAUUUAGGAAAAGGGGAAUGUUCCUUGAAUUUUGGGAUCACUUAUUUUUUGUGGUUCAAUGUAGUUGUUGAAAUAAUUCAUUGUGAGUAGACUAGCUGUUGGUUAGCUGUUAUUUCGUGGAGGGAUUUUAUUGGUAUAUCGUGCAAGGGAUGAAUACUUCUCCCUCUCUUCUUUGUAUAUUGUUGAACCAAUAAAUCUAUCUUCCAACA
Nelumbo nucifera (sacred lotus) is the source of this 3559-nucleotide messenger RNA. RefSeq names its product formin-like protein 6. The record is from RefSeq and is a predicted model, not a curated record. Gene Ontology annotation, biological process: actin nucleation; actin cytoskeleton organization. Gene Ontology annotation, molecular function: actin filament binding. NCBI's taxonomy places the organism in Eukaryota, Viridiplantae, Streptophyta, Magnoliopsida, Proteales, Nelumbonaceae.